This is a messenger RNA of Phaethon lepturus (White-tailed tropicbird), 1287 nucleotides long. RefSeq names its product angiomotin-like protein 1. The transcript has 6 exons. Gene Ontology annotation, biological process: hippo signaling; actin cytoskeleton organization; regulation of cell migration. The record is from RefSeq and is a predicted model, not a curated record. Gene Ontology annotation, cellular component: cytoplasmic vesicle; bicellular tight junction; plasma membrane. The annotation marks the transcript as partial. Lineage: Eukaryota; Metazoa; Chordata; Aves; Phaethontiformes; Phaethontidae.
AUGUUGGGCUCCACAUCUGUUUGCUACAAGCCUACUAGCCCAGGCCAGGUACUGGAAGACACUGUCUUUCUUUACCAGGAUCACCAGUUGUUUGCUGGCAGGCAUGAAGUUUCUCCGCUAACAGCUGAAGCAAUCAAUACUAAAGAAAAAGCUGAGGAGGUGGCAGCCGGUACCGUCCUGCAGCGCCUGAUCCAGGAGCGGCUGAGGUAUGGCAACCCCAGCGAGAACAUGAACCUGCUGGCCAUACAGCACCAGGCGACGGGCAGCGCCGGCCCCUCCAACAGCACUGCCAGCACUCUCUCUUCCGCAGAAAACCUCGUGCCCGAAGAGCCGCCAAUGGUCCAGCCAUCGGGGCGGCAGGAACCGCAGGGGCAGGAGCACCAGGGGGACGGUGCUGCGAUGGAGAAGCAGCCCCGGGCCCCACAGCCCCCGCACGGCACCGAGGAGCUCCCCACAUACGAGGAGGCCAAGGCCCAGUCUCAGUUUUUCCGAGGCCAGACGCCGGCCGCUGCCACCACGCCGGGUUUUUAUGGCGCGUCCAGCCAGAAGUCCAGGACGGAGGGGAGGCCGACGGUGAACCGGGCCAACAGCGGGCAGGCGCAUAAGGACGAGGCGCUGAAGGAGCUGAAGCAGGGCCAUGUCCGCUCGCUGAGCGAGAGGAUCAUGCAGCUCUCGCUGGAGAGGAAUGGGGCCAAGCAGCAUCCCCCGGCCCCGGGGGGCGGGAAGGGCUUCAAGGCGGCCCCGCUGCCCAGCAAGGCCACAGACCCACGGGGGCCGCCUCCCGAAUACCCCUACAAAGGCAAGGCGGCAGCCCCCGUCAGCAAGGCACAGGAGCACGGGCUCUUCUACGGCGAGCAGCCGGCGCAGGAUGUCCUCAAGGUCUCCUACGCUGCCCCGCAGCCCGCCCGGGCAGAGGUGGCCCUCGUCCGCUACCAGCCGCCUCCAGAGUAUGGGGUCAGAGCACAGAGGUUGAGGAAGGCACCUUUUCCCUUGCUGAAGUCAGCUGGACUUCGGAAAGACCAUCGCCAGUUGUGGCUUGGGUGGAUGAAAGAGCUGCCCGCUGUCAGAAAGCCUAGCCCACAAGCAGGUCCACCACCAGCUCGCUUCCUAUCCUUCCCCGAUAUCAGCCUGCCACCAACGCCGACACCGCCAGGCCAGCAGCUGACACCCGACGCCUUUGCCAUUGUGGAGCGGGCGCAGCAGAUGGUGGAGAUGCUCUCCGAGGAGAACCACGUGCUGCGGCAGGAGCUGGAGGGGUACUACGAGAAGGCAGACAAGCUGCAGAAG